Camellia sinensis is the source of this 1742-nucleotide messenger RNA. RefSeq lists its product as uncharacterized. The record is from RefSeq and is a predicted model, not a curated record. Gene Ontology annotation, molecular function: glycosyltransferase activity. NCBI's taxonomy places the organism in Eukaryota, Viridiplantae, Streptophyta, Magnoliopsida, Ericales, Theaceae.
CACAACUCACAUUAUUCUCUUCCCCCACCACAAACCAACCCAAAAAUCAGAUCAUCGACCCAACUUUCAUCAACUUUCUCUAUCCUCAACACCAUGACCAGACUGGUUUCUGAGACAAAUCGAGUCCCCCCCAUAUCUUACAGUCCGAAGCACCACCACAACAACCACAACCACCACCGCACCACCUCUCUUUACUCGCCAAAACUCUCCAUCUGCCUCCUCUCCACCUGUGUCACCCUCUUCAUCCUCUUCCAAAUCCAAUCCCUCCAAACCCCCCCUUCUUCAUGGUCCUUCAUCCACCACUUCCAAAACCCCAUAUUAAACACAACCCAAACCUCCACCACCACCACCAUCGCCGCCAAAUUCCAGCAAGCCGUCACGUUCCUCCCACUUAAAGACCUACGUUACACCCAAACAGCCCAACAAGGCCACACGUGGUUCAUGAGUUCCACAUACGACACACACGAACAAGGUGAGGUCCAAUUCCAACACUUCCCUUCAAAGGCCUCAAAAGGCAGGUUGUUAUGCGUCAAGGGCAACGACACACACGACGGCGCGUGGAACUCCUAUGCCUUGGCUUGGCCUGAAACUUUACCAGAAAAUGCAACCCACAUGGACGGUCUAACUUUUGUGUCGUACAAUCACUACAAUUAUGACAACAUAUGGCAUGGAUUAUCCGCUAUGGUACCAUUUGUAGCAUGGCAUAUAAAAAAUGAGUGUUCGAAAUUGCCCACUAGGUGGGUACUUUACCAUUGGGGUGAGCUUAGAACAAAAAUGGGACCGUGGUUGAAGAUUUUAAUGAAUGCUACUUUUAAUGGGUAUGUUGAUAUUGAAAGAUUUGAUGAUAGUGGUGGCGGAGAUAGGGCGGUUUGUUUUGAGGAAGCGGUGGUGAUGAGGCAUAACGAGGGAGGCAUGUCGAGGGAGAGGAGGAUGGAGGUGUAUGAUCUGAUGAGAUGCAAAGCGAGGUUGUACUGUAAUGUGAGAAUGGAAGAGAGUAGGGAAGAUGGAGGAAGGGGAUUGAAUUUGGCGGUGAUCGGGAUGACGAUGCUCAUGAGGACAGGGGCGAGGUCGUUUAAGAAUGAGUCGGCGGUGAUUGGGAUCUUCGAGAGGGAGUGUCACAACGUCGAAGGUUGCCGGUUCUUCGUUGCUCAUUCCAACAAUCUCACCUUCUGUCAACAGGUGAAGCUGAUGAGCUUGACAGACAUUUUGGUCUCACCCCAUGGAGCUCAAUUAACCAACAUGUUCCUCAUGGACAGAAACAGCAGUGUCAUGGAGUUCUUCCCCAAAGGAUGGUUAAAACUGGCCGGUGUCGGCCAGUACGUCUACCACUGGAUUGCCAGCUGGUCCGGGAUGAAACACCAAGGCGCCUGGCGAGACCCCAGUGGUGACCACUGCCCCUACGGGGAAGAUGACCGCCGCUGCAUGUCAAUCUACAAGAGUGGUAAAAUUGGAUACAAUGAGACAUUUUUCGCCGAAUGGGCUAGAAAUGUCCUUCAUGAGGUCAAGAUGAGAAAAAUGGAAAAAGCAUCAGAGAAGGGCAUAGCUGCAACUGCUAGUGGCUGUGCCUGUAGCUAAGUUGUCGUGCUCAAUACAUAAAAUAAAAAACACAAAAUAUACAGAGACACACAAUGUCAAUCUACAAGAGUGGAAAUAUGUUGGAUACAACGAAAUGAAAAAAUAUUGACUGUAGUAGUGACGUUAUCUUACAUGGUGUUAUCGGUCAAUAAAAAUCUACAAAUGAA